Messenger RNA from Neohortaea acidophila, 1314 nucleotides. RefSeq lists its product as uncharacterized. Gene Ontology annotation, biological process: regulation of DNA-templated transcription. Lineage: Eukaryota; Fungi; Ascomycota; Dothideomycetes; Mycosphaerellales; Teratosphaeriaceae. The transcript has 5 exons. The record is from RefSeq and is a predicted model, not a curated record. Bases 1 to 1314 code for a protein of 437 amino acids.
AUGUCCAAAGCCUAUCCUCCAUCCUCCACUACGACACGCACUACCACCACCAGCACCGCCGCGAGCACGCCCAAUCACGACGCCUCGCUCAGCGCCAUCCUAGCGUCGCACCUGCACCACGACCAUCCACAGUACAUGGAUGGUAGACAGUCGGACUACACGCACCCAGGUUUGACCACUCCGUCCGCGCAGCUCAACGGCUAUCAGCAGUCUGAAGGCUCCCCCGCAGGUCAGACAUCUGCUGUGCAAUACCACCAACAAGGUCCACUAGACCACAAGCCGCCCACCUAUUCCGCGUCGGCCACUCCCAGCUCCGACUACGGCUCGCGCUCCAGCUCCUACCCCGAAUACGCCCAGCGCGGAUACGCCGACGGACAGUCGAAUCGCUAUCCCGCCCCCGCGACGCCAGGACACGCUGCUGCCAUGGCGCAAACAUCAAGUCCGUCUCAAUCUCUCUCCGAAGCUCACAGGUUGCAUGGUCGUAACCCCAGCAACAUGACGUCUGACGGAGAAGUGCCCAUAGAUCCAUCCAUCGCGCAAUCGAGCCCCUCCUACCCUCCCCCUCACAACUACUCCCCCUACCCGCCGCAACACGACAUGCCGCAGUACGCGGGCCAGCCAAUGGCGUACGGCCGCCCCGACUGGGCCGGGCAAUACCAGCAGCCCAUGUACGGCCACUCGCCCGUGACGUCUGGAGCAGGCGCGCCAAACAUGGUCGCGCACACUCUCCCUCGACCCCCAGCGGGCGGUCAUCCCCUCUCUACGGUGUAUUCCUUCGUUCCGAUCCCUGGUGCGCAGCAGCACAAACGACCGCGACGACGUUAUGAAGAGAUUGAAAGAAUGUACAAGUGCGGGUGGAAUGGGUGCGAAAAGGCAUACGGCACGCUGAAUCAUUUGAACGCGCACGUGACGAUGCAGUCGCAUGGGACCAAGAGGACGCCUGAAGAAUUCAAAGAAAUCAGGAAGGAGUGGAAAGCCAAGAAGAAGGAAGAGGAUAAUCAGCGCAAGCAGGAAGAGGAACGGCAACGACAAGACGCCGCUCGCAAUGGCCAGGAUUCGCAGCCACCGCCCGGCCAGUACGGACAGCCGGGGAUGAUGCCGCAUCAGAUGGGCGGUCCCCAGCUCCCUCCGAUCGGCUACCAACCAGCUGCCCAAGGCCAGUAUACGCAGCCGCAGCAGAUCGACGGCGCCCCGCAGUACGCCAACGGCCAGAUGUACGCCCAGGGGUAUCCGCAGAGCCCAUACGGACACGGACAGGGUGGCUUGCCGUAUCAGCAGCAUCAAGCGCCGCCUCAGCAGUACCAUCAACAGUAA